UUUUUCCACCUCCAGUAGGAGAGGAUUGCCUUUGAAGAGCUCAGGCCUGCUGUGUCGUGUCUGGAGCUGGAGCUGGAGCUGUCGGGGCUGCCAGGAGGGCACGUGUGACAGGAGCCACGGUUGCAGGUCUGCUUGUGCUCCAUUUCCCCGGGCUUCAGGGUUGGAGGCUGCUGGCUGUUUCAGCCCUUGAGGCACUGCAGGGAGUGCAGAAGCCCACCCCACGAGGCAGAGUGGCUCGGCCCUGGCAGCCUGUGCACCAUGUCCCUCCGCGAGCACGCACUGUCCCUGUUCCGUGGCGCUCUGGGCACCGUGCGCCCCGCUCCCAUGCUGAGGAGGGCUCUGAAGCUCCAGGGAGAUGGGUGCCCUCAGCUGCUGGUGAAGGGCCAGGCCUUUCCACUGAAGAGGGACCUGUACCUGGUGGGUUUUGGAAAAGCUGUGCUGGGGAUGGCUGCAGCAGCAGAAGAGAUCCUGGGAGACCACCUCACUCGGGGGAUUAUCAAUGUGCCGCUGGGGAUCCAGGAGAGCCUGCAGCGAGCAGGAAUGCAGGAGAUGCUGCUGAAGCCACACAGCAGAAUCCAGGUCAUCGAAGGUGCCAAGAACAACCUCCCAGAUGCAGAGGCUCUGAAGGGAGCAGUUGCCAUCCAGGAGCUGGCUGAGGGUCUGACUGCAGAUGACCUGCUCCUUGUGCUCAUCUCAGGGGGUGGAUCAGCCCUACUGCCUGCUCCCAUCCCUCCCAUCCUCCUCGAGGAGAAGGAGAAACUCACAAAGAUGCUGGCUUCCCGAGGAGCUGCCAUACAGGAGCUGAACAUUGUCCGGAAGACUCUGUCCGUGCUGAAGGGUGGAGGGCUGGCCCAGCUGGCACAUCCUGCACGGGUGGUGAGUCUCAUCCUGUCUGACGUGAUAGGUGACCCCCUGGACAUCAUAGCGAGUGGCCCCACUGCUGCCAGCUCCCACAGUGUCCAAGACUGCCUUCAGAUACUCACCAAAUACAACCUGCUGCACGACCUGCCCAAGUCAGUGGAAAUGGUCCUCUCCAGCUCUCCCACCAAGCCCACUGCUCCAGAAAACUACUCCCACGUUUCCAACAUCAUCCUUGGGUCCAACACGGUGGCUCUGGAAGAGGCCAGACGCCAGGCUGAGGGGCUGGGCUAUGCAGCUCUGCUCCUGAGUGCAGCAGUCCGUGGCGAGGUGGGCCGUGUUGCCACGCUGUACUGCCAGCUGAUCCAGCUGGUCUGCCUGGCCUUCGCCAGCCUCGGAGAAGGGCCCCUGGGGGACCAGCUGAGGGGCAAUGUCCUGCAGCUGGCAGCAGAGCUACAGAUCCCAGGUUUGGACCUGGAUGAGUUCCUGCAGGCCCUGCGAGGGUUAGGGCCCGACAGACCAGUCUGCAUCCUGGCUGGAGGAGAAACCACGGUCCAGCUCCAGGGAACCGGCAAGGGAGGCAGAAACCAGGAGCUGGCCCUGCGUGUGGGGCUGGGGCUGCACCAGGCUCAGGCCACAGGAGCCAGCAGCCCCCAGGGGAGCUGUGAGAUCCUCUUCCUCAGUGGGGGGACAGACGGACAGGAUGGGCCAACGGAGGCAGCAGGAGCCUUCUGCAGCCCAGGGCUGGUGGCUGAGGCGCUCCAGGAGGGCCUGGAUGUGGAGGCCUUCCUCAGGAACAAUGACUCCUACACAUUCUUCAGCCAGUUCCAAGGUGGGCAUCACCUCCUGGUGACAGGCUUGACAGGCACCAACGUCAUGGACAUCCAGGCCAUUUUAAUUAGAGCCAUGGAGAGAUCAUGAGAGCUCCCUCUGCAGACACCCAGAUGCACU
Molecule: messenger RNA, 1809 nt
Organism: Passer montanus (Eurasian tree sparrow)
Lineage: Eukaryota; Metazoa; Chordata; Aves; Passeriformes; Passeridae
Gene: GLYCTK
Product: glycerate kinase
Exons: 5
Coding region: 259-1779 (506 amino acids)
Biological process (GO): protein phosphorylation
Cellular component (GO): cytoplasm
Molecular function (GO): glycerate kinase activity
Source: RefSeq, a predicted model, not a curated record